CCCUUCAGCUCGAACAGUUACUUGCCCCAUCAAUCCAGCUCUUCUGAUGAACAUGAUGAUCUUCUUCUCAAGAUCACUUCUAUCUUUACUCCUCAUUAUUUGCGCAAUAUCCAUUUUCUUCCCAGUUUCUGUAUCUGCACACAGCCUCGCAGCCGAUGAAGCCAGGCCUUCGUUAGGUGUUCGAUCCAAAUUUUCGAGAGUUAAGUUCUUUGGCCCACGGACAGCAAGUACCAUUCAAAGUUCUGCCAGAUCCUGCUGUUCGAGAUUGCCGACCAGCUGAACCCGAUCAUUGAAUCCUGUAAAGACAGUCGUCGGAGUCUGCCAGCGACCAGUGCCAGACGAUUCUGUUUUCAGGACAACACUUACACGUGCCUCGAUCGUUACCAACCCUCUAUUCUCCUGUCGAUCCAGCCAGUUGUAGCGGUGCUCAUGACAUCUUCUUCGGCGAUUGCUGUUGUUGUAUUAUCCUUGCAGUUCAUACGUUCGUGUUGUGUUCAUAUUUACUGCUGUACACGCACAUACUGCGAAAUAUUCCAACAGUGUAUACUGGUGGAAGUUCUGAAGCAAAUUGGCAAGACUUUGGGGAAGGAGGAUUGGGAUUUCAGUGUGGAUCCAUGCAGUGGAGAGAAGGGCUGGGCCACCCCAAAUCCAGUUAAAGGGUUUGAGAAUGCAGUCACGUGUAAUUGCUCCUCCAACAACACUAUUUGCCAUGUCACUAGCAUAGUUCUCAAAGCCCAGAAUCUUAACGGGAUUCUCCCAACAGAAUUGGUCAAUCUCCCUUACCUCCAAUAUAUUGAUCUUAGCCGCAACUACCUUAACGGAACUAUCCCUCCAGAAUGGGGCACCACGCAACUAACAAACAUCUCCCUCAUUGUAAACCGGCUAACCGGUCCAAUCCCAAAAGAACUUGGAAACAUCAGCACGCUUGCCUAUCUAACUGUGGAGUUCAAUCAGUUGUCAGGACUCAUUCCUCCAGAGAUUGGGAAUCUUUCUCUCUUGGAGACACUACAUUUGAGUUCAAACAAUUUCACGGGGGAGCUGCCUGAAACACUCUCAAAGCUGACCAACUUGAACGACAUUCGGCUUAGUGACAACCACUUCACUGGAAAGAUACCCAAUUUCAUCCAGAGCUGGACAAAUCUUCAAAAAAUUGUGAUGCAUGCUAGUGGUUUGGAAGGUCCAAUUCCUCCUGGCCUUGGUCUUUUGACCAAAAUCACUGACUUGAGAAUCAGUGACUUAAAUGGAACCCAAGCACCUUUUCCACCCCUUAAUAAUACGAGAAGCCUGGGGAAACUUAUAUUGCGGAAUUGCAAUCUUAAUGGAUCUUUACCUGAAUAUCUUGGGGGAGUGACAAAUUUGACGACUUUAGACCUGAGCUUCAACAACUUGAGUGGAGAAAUUCCAAGCAGCUUUAGUAACCUGGCAAAAGCAGAUUACAUCUUCUUAACUGGGAACCUACUAAGUGGACCUGUGCCUGAUUGGAUCCUGAAAAGUUCAAAGAAUGUUGAUCUUUCAUUUAACAACUUUAUCCUAGGCUCCCAAGGUUGUCUGCAAAAUGAAGUGAACUUGUUUGACAGCUCUUUGAAUGGCAGCUCUGGAAUUUUAUCCUGCUUGACAAGCACUUGCAUUCAAACUCGGCAUUUCUUCCGCAUAAAUUGUGGUGGCAAAGAAGUAAAUGUUAGCAGUGGCCCCAAAUAUGAAGCUGAUACUAGAACCCCGUCUGCGAGUUUGAUGUUCGUUGAAAGUUAUAGUAAUUGGGCAUUUAGUAGCACAGGUUACUUCAUGGAUGAUGAUCGCAGUUCAAAGGGCUCCUUUAUUCAGGAAAAUACUUCAAUCCUUUUUGUGAAGGAUCCAGAAUUGUACAUGGAUGCACGACUUUCCCCCCUAUCUCUGGUCUAUUACGGGUUCUGCCUGAUGAAUGAUAACUACACAGUGAACCUUUAUUUUGCAGAAAUCAUGUUUACUGAUGACAAGACAUAUAGCAGCCUUGGAAGGCGUGUAUUCGAUAUUUACAUUCAGGGAAAGCUGGUGGAAAAAGAUUUCAACAUUGUGGAUAAAGCGGGUGGGGCUGGUAGGAAUAUCACAAUGACAUACAUUGCAACUGUGACCAAUGGCACACUGGAAAUCCGCUUUUAUUGGGCUGGACGAGGGACAACUGCUGUCCCUGUUAGAGGAGUAUAUGGUCCUCUCAUUUCAGCUAUAUCCGUGGAGUCUGGUAAGCGUUCUGAUGAAGUAAUCUGUUCCUUGCAAGUCACUUGGGGUUGGGGUCCCCAAGCAGGUUCUACCCCGCCAUCAGAAGGUGGAAAUGGCAUGUCCGCUGGUGCAGUGGCUGGGAUAGUGGUUGCUGUAGCUUUUGUUGUUUUCUUGCUUCUAGGUAUCAUUCGGUGGACAGGCUGCCUAAGACGCAAAGAUACAAUGGAUGAAGACUUGAAGGGUCUAGAUCUACAGACAGGUUCAUUCACCUUGAGGCAAAUUAAAACUGCUACAAAUAAUUUUGAUGCUGCUAAUAAGAUUGGAGAAGGUGGUUUUGAAUCCGUUUAUAAGGGACUUUUAGCAGAUGGCACCACAAUUGCUGUAAAGCAGCUAUCUUCCAAAUCAAAGCAAGGGAACCGCGAGUUUGUUAAUGAAAUAGGGAUGGUUUCUGCUUUAGAACACCCUCAUCUAGUGAAGUUGUAUGGAUGUUGCAUUGCAGGCAGUCAAUUGUUGCUAGUGUACGAGUACAUGGAAAAUAAUAGUCUUGCUCGUGCUUUGUUUGGCCCAGAAGAAUUCCAGUUGAAAUUAGACUGGCAAACAAGAUAUAAGAUAUGUAUUGGUAUAGCUCGAGGUUUAGCUUUUCUCCAUGAAGAAUCAAGACUUAAGAUAGUUCAAAGAGACAUUAAAGCCACCAAUGUACUACUUGACAAGAAUCUUAACCCUAAGAUAUCCGAUUUUGGUUUGGCAAAAUUUGACGAAGAGGAUAAUACCCAUAUAAGCACCAGAAUUGCGGGAACUUAUGGAUAUAUAGCACCAGAAUAUGCAAUGCAUGGUUACUUAACUGACAAAGCAGACGUAUACAGCUUUGGAAUUGUUGCACUGGAAAUAGUCAGCGGAAGAAGUAACACUAGUUUCAGGGCGAAAGAGCCCUAUUUUAAUCUUCUUGAUAGGACACUUGAACUGGAGGCAGAUGGGAGAUUGAUAGAGCUAGUAGAUCCAAAGAUGGGAUCAGCCUUCAAUAGAGACGAGGCGAUGGUAAUGAUUAAUGUAGCUCUUAUGUGCACUAAUGCCACUGCAUCAGUUAGGCCUGCCAUGUCUUCAGUUGUAAGCAUGCUCGAAGGCAGGACAGUUGUUAAGGAUCCUCUUUCAGAUGUAACCAAAUCCCAUGACCAACUGAAGUUCAAGGGAAAGAUGGAUGAAUGGAAAAACAACCAGGAAACAAAGAUGACAGAAGAUAGCCAAAUCCAAGGUAUGCCAAUUGACGGGCCAUGGACUGGUUCUUCUGCAUCUGCUGGCGAUCUCUACCCCAUCAGUCUGAAUUCUGAUUACUGGAGGAACAGAGAUUAGUAACAAGAAUCCCGAUCUUCGUCUUGAUAGGCUUUCGUUUUGAUCUUCUUUAAUGAAACAUCCCCUCUUACUUGAACUGAAUGCAUGAAGUUGUAAAAAAGAAUUUGCAGCAGAAGGGCAACGAUUUUGUUUUCUUCUGGUUUUCUUCGCCUGUAUGUUUGGAUGGUAAAUGUUAGUCUUUUCAUGUUCAUAUCGGUCCUUGAAGAUGGUUUCUUCCACCUAAUUCUUGAAUGGGAACUUGAGUUAUCUUC
Messenger RNA from Diospyros lotus (date-plum), 3791 nucleotides. Its product is annotated as probable leucine-rich repeat receptor-like serine/threonine-protein kinase At3g14840. Gene Ontology annotation, molecular function: ATP binding; protein kinase activity; protein binding. The transcript has 25 exons. The record is from RefSeq and is a predicted model, not a curated record. Gene Ontology annotation, biological process: protein phosphorylation. Bases 430 to 3540 code for a protein of 1036 amino acids. NCBI's taxonomy places the organism in Eukaryota, Viridiplantae, Streptophyta, Magnoliopsida, Ericales, Ebenaceae.